Messenger RNA from Rhinocladiella mackenziei CBS 650.93, 1989 nucleotides. RefSeq lists its product as uncharacterized. Gene Ontology annotation, molecular function: transmembrane transporter activity. Bases 1 to 1989 code for a protein of 662 amino acids. Gene Ontology annotation, biological process: transmembrane transport. Gene Ontology annotation, cellular component: membrane. The record is from RefSeq and is a predicted model, not a curated record. Lineage: Eukaryota; Fungi; Ascomycota; Eurotiomycetes; Chaetothyriales; Herpotrichiellaceae. The transcript has a single exon.
AUGGCCGAAUCUGGUCCCGUCAUCGACUAUGGUCCCAACCCUCACGGUCCAGAUGUCACGGGCACCCACGAUACUCUGGAGAGCCUUCACUACGAAAUGACCCAGAACGAGAGGGAGGUCUUCAACUACCUGCUCAAACCCGAUGACAACUACGAUGAGAACGGUGUCUACUGGGCCGACCUUCCCAUCAUGAAGCGAAUCAAGUUCGUGAACAAGGUCAACCACGCCGAGACCAAGCGCGAAUUCCUAGCCUUCUGGAACAUGUUUAAGAAAGACCCUCUUGCUCCCGUUGGUUUCUACCUGCGGAACAUGGUUCUUCCCGGUGCUGGUCUCGGUCUUGAAGGGUAUGUCCUCUUCUCCAUCGGCAACUUGAAGCCUCUUUUCCAAAAAGGUUUCCCUGAAUGCUGGGACGACCACACCAUCUGCAGCAAGACCUGGAUCAACGCGGUCGAAUACCUCGAAAUCUGUGGCAUCAUCGUCGGUCAAAUUCUCGUCGGUGUCAUUGGUGACUGGAUUGGCCGUCGUUGGGGUUUGAUUCAGGAUGCCUCCAUCAUGUUUAUCGGUCUGAUCAUGCUUACUGCUUCCUGGGGUGUUACCCAAAACGGCUGGGUUAUCUGCUAUACCUGGUCCCUGUUCUUCUACGGCAUUGGGGUCGGUGGUGAAUACCCCAUGACGGCCACUUCCGGUAUGGAGAACGCUGUGGGCUCUGGAAAAGUUUCCACGCGCGAAGAUCGUCUUCACCGUGGCCGCAAAGUCACCGGCGCUUUCUUGAUGCAAGGUUGGGGUCAAUUCUUCAACCAAGUUCUGCUGAUCUUGCUGCUGCUUAUUUUCCACCACGGGAGCGGAAAUGCCCCGUACUCGCAAGUCGCUGUCCAAUGGACCUUCCGUAUUUCUUUCGCCAUUCCCGCCGUUGGUACUUUGUGGCUGGUCUACUGGCGUACGUUCAAGGUCAAGCAAAACGCCAAUAAGCAAUUGAGAAUUGCCAAGAAAAAGUCCAGGGUCACUGGCUACGAUGUCGAAUCUCUGUCGUUGACUAUUCGCUACUUUGGCGGUCGUGUUAUUGCUACCGCGGGUACUUGGUACAUGAACGACGUCUUUUUCUACGGCAACAAGUUGUUCCAGAGCGAAUUCAUCAAAGUCAUCAUGCCUGACUCCAACUCCAUCAUGCCCGGAUGGUUGUACAACUUGAUCAACGUCGGCGUUUCGCUUUGCGGUUAUUACUUGGCCAGUUUCCUUAUCGACAACAAACUCUAUGGCCGAAAGCACAUGCAAUCCCUCGGUUUCUUGAUGGACUUCAUUUUGUUCAUCGUUCCCGCCUUCAACUUCGAGCAUUACACCAGCAUUCAACACAUCCAGGAAUUCCAGACCAUGUAUUUCCUGUCGUCUUUCUUCAACCAAUUCGGUCCCAACAGCGUCACCUUCAUCUGUGCCGCCGAAGUGUACCCCGUUGCCGUCCGUGCCACUGCUCACGGGUUCUCGGCCGCCGUUGGUAAGCUUGGAGCUUUGACUGCAUCAGUCCUUUACAGCUACAUCGACACUCAAACCAAAUUCUAUGUCGUUCCUUGGUUCGGUUUGGCCGGUCUGUUUCUUAACGUCCUUUUCAUGCCCGAUACCACCGGCCUCGAUCUGAAGGAGCAAGAGCGUCGCUGGGCUUAUAUCCGCGCUGGUCGCGAGCAGGAUUAUCACGGAAUUGCCAUUCACCCCAAGCACCUCAGCUUGUGGGAGCGUCUCCGAGGCGUGAACAAGUACUAUGAUCCCGAACUUGACUUCAAGCAACGCAUUGAGGAGAUGCGUGGUGAAUGGGAAUUGCGUAUGCAACAUAAGGUCGAUGAAAAGGGCGAGGCUGCUGAGGAAUUUGAAGAUGACUUACAUUCGGAAGUCAGCUCAUACUUCAAACGUUCCACUAAAUCUCCUAACCUUAUGGGUGCCGAAAAUGAGAAGAUUCCUCCUCAUGACAGUCUGAAUGGUUCUAAUGGUAAUGGCAUUUAA